Molecule: messenger RNA, 171 nt
Organism: Paramuricea clavata
Lineage: Eukaryota; Metazoa; Cnidaria; Anthozoa; Malacalcyonacea; Plexauridae
Source: the annotation of a GenBank genome assembly
AGCGAGGGUCCUCAGGAUUUACUAACAUCGUUACGACAUCCACCAACAGUAAACAUUUCUGACAUUCCAACUCGUUUGGCGACUUUUGUGAACCACAUUGAACCCAGUUUUUUAAUCCAAAUAAUGAACAGUGGUUCCAUUCCGCGCAACAACAUCGUUGGCAAAAGAUGA